GAACACUGUAUCGCGUCGCUGUAUAGUCUUCGCACCUUGACCAAAUGCUCUUUGUAACAUCGUCAUAUAUAAAUAGUUAAAUAGAAAGCUGCGCGAGGGCUUGCUUGCGAAAAGCAAAUUCAAAGACAACUGGGCUGCCACAUAUCUAUAUCGCAUUCCUGGUCCAAAACCAUCACUACUUAGAUUCAGAAAUGGCGACCCAGGAGAGGCAGGUGGUUUAAUUCCCUGCGCAAUGGUGGAAUUCGCUUCCCGCGCUGCGUCGAGAGCCAGGCCUCUAGUGGCGCACGGGAUUCGCUCUAAAGCAGCGCAGUGGCCUUGAGUCGGCAGAUGCAGGACCUGACGGGUCUGUUCCUCUCUGCCAGCGCUGGGGCCUUGGGUUCGGGGCUGCCACUUGCGCCAGCGCCUGGCACCUACCCGCUCCCCCGCGGCCACCACGAUGACCUUCCUGAGCUUCCGGCGCACCUCAUGCCGCCAGCAGAAGGCGUGGCACAGGUGUAUGGCGGGCCUACGGGCACACUUCCGCUGCCUCCUAUGCCGCCCCCGCCAGGGCAAUGGCACGGGCGGGUCGGUCGCACGCCCGGUCGGCUGCCGCCCCCCGCUGCCCAUCUCGACCCAACAGCCGAGUUGGCGCAGCAGCUGCACGCACAUGCUCUACAGGCGCUCGCAGCAGGACAUCCGCCAUUGGAGACACUGCAGGCGUUGCAAGCCCAGCUCCCGGCGGACCCGGCCGCGGCUGCCGCCGCGGCCGCGGCGGCUGCGUCUGCCGCUGCAGCGGCUGUGCAGCAACACAACCAGCAGCAGCAACACCACAUGCGGCUACAGCAGCAGCCGCAACAGCACCAACAACAACAGCAACAUUUGCAUACCCAUCCGUAUCACCUCCAACAGCACCCGCAGCUGAACCCACAUCACCACCACCAACUGCAGCACUUUGAGCACCAUCAACAACAACAGCACCAGCACCAGCACCAGCAGCAACAGCAUGAGCAACAAGGGCACCAGCAGCAACAGCAACAACAGCUGGAGCUGCAUGGUGGGGAAGUAGGGGCUGGCGAGCUGCCCAUGCCCACGGCGGAAGUUAUUGCCGCCGCUGCCGCCGCCGCCGCCGCCAAUGCAGCAGCUACCGCCGCCGCAACCGCAACGGCUGAGGCCACUCAACCAGCUGGCGCCAUAGUCUUGUAUGCGGGGACAGGCUCGGACGGCGGUGCUGGCCCUGCCGGGGGCGGCGCAGCCGCAGCCACGCCGCAGCAGGACGGCGACGGCAGGGGUCGCAAGCGGCGCAGGGAGGGGCAAGACGACGGCUCCGGAGAGCAGGAUGGCGAGGACGAGGACCCAGAUGCGGCCGUGGCUGCGGCCGCUGACGCGGCCGCGGCAGCUGCGGCUGGCUCCGAUUCCGACCCCGCGGCAUGGAGUCAGGAGCGCGUAAGGCUGGUCUUUGCGGUGGCCAAGGCAGAUGUGGCCGCGGGCCGCAAACCGGACUACCCCGAGCUCAUGCGCAUGCUUGGCUGGGCCUCGCUGCCUGACCAGCACAAGCUGGUGUACAAGCUCCGCAACAAGUACGCCGUUCUGAAGCGGCUGGUGCAGAGCGGAGCCAGCAGCCUGGAGGAGCGGGCGCAGGAGCGGGUGGACUACCCCUACCCGCUCAUCCGCAAAGUUAAGGAGGCGAUGCGCACGCUGCCCGACUGCACGGGCACGGCGCUGGAGGUGUGGGCGGCCAUCGAGGCCGACGCCUCCUACUCCCAGUACCUGGACCGGCGGCCGUCGGCGGCGGACGGCGGACGGCAGCCGCGCUGGAAGAAGCAGGUGACGCGCAUCCUGACCAGCCGGCCCAAGUUCGGAUUCAUGGCCACCGGCGAGAAGCGCGGCAGCCACAAGGUGUACAAGUACGACGCCGCGCAGGACCACACCUCCAAAAAGGCUCGGCUGAAGUUCGUGCCGGCCGAGCCCAUGCCUGGCGGCCGAGGUGCGGCUGGUGGUGGCGGCGGCGGAGGCAGUGGCGGCGGCGGCGGCGGUGCUGCGGGAGGGCCGGUGCACACGGGCGCGUACGGCGCCCCGGACGACGAGGACGACGAAGAUGGACCCGAAGACGAUGAGGACGGGAACGACAGUGACAGAGGCGAGGGCAACGGCGGCAGCGGUGGCGGACGAGUUGGCGGCGGCCGCGGUGGCGGUGGAGGGGGCGGAGGAGGCGGCGGAGCAGGAGGCAGGAAGGGUAGCGGGCGGACAGGGGCGGCUGGCGGCAGCGGCGCUGGAGGCGGGGCGCAGGUGCGUGCGAACGCAUUGCCGCUGCCGCUGCCCGCGCCGCCGGCAGAGCCGCGGGGCCACCGGGUUCCCUCCGCCCUGCUUGACGUGGGCGUGGAGCCGCUGCUUGGGAAGCCGCGCACGCGACCCAUCUGCAUUGCGCCGGGGGCGCCGCUGCCGCCUCUCGUGGGCGACGACACGGGGGCGGCCGGAUACGGCGGCGGGGGCGGCGGCGGCAGGGAGCGCCACCCGCGGCUGCAUCAAGCCAACGGCCGCGGCGAUGUGCUGCCGCUGCCGCUGCCGGCGGCCGAGAGCGGUGGAGGCGGCGCGGGCGCGUUGACCGGCAUGUCCCAACUGGGUCAGAUGCUGGCGGCCGCGCUGUCGGCGAUGAACGGUGCCGGCGGACUGGACGCCGCAGCGGGCGGCGGCGGCGGCGGAGCCGCGGUUGCAGCCGGCGGCGGCGGCGGUGACGGUGGCAGCGAGGCUGGUGGUGGCGAGCCUGGCAGCACACAGGCGCAGCUGACUGCUUUCUUGCUGCAGCUGUCGGAGUCGGCGGCGCUUUCAGGCGCGCAGACGGAAGGCGCGGCAGCACUGGCGGGGCUGGCGCAACAGCCGCAGCUGCUGUCGGCGAUGGCGGCAGCGAUGGCCUCCGCGGCGGAUGCCGCCGCCGCGGCGGCCGCCGACGCCAACUCGGCCGACCCGGUGGGUCAGCUGGCCGCAGACAUCGCAGAGGCGGCGGCGGCAAUGGCGGCGGCUGCCGCCGACGGUGGCGUUGACAUGUUGACCGCCAGCACUCCAGGCCGCUUUCCGCCACUGCCGCUGCCGGCACCGGCGCCAUCUGACCAUGACCAGCUGCCACUGCCGCUGCCGCCCCUGCCGCUGCCGCCGGCGCCAGGGCACGGAGGGACAAGGGCUGAUAUGGAGGCUGGCGGGAACGACGGGGCCGGCGUAGAGCGCGGUGACGAACGCCCCGGGCUGCCACCGUCGCCGCUGCCGCUGCCCCUUCCAUCGCCGCCACCGCAGCAUCAGCAGCACCAGCAACACCAGCAACACCAGCAGCCGCAGCAGCACCAGCAGCCUGGCUACCAGACGCCCGUGAGGGCGCAGGACGCAAUGGCUGGGGGGCUGCUGCCCUCUCCAUACAACCCCUCACCGCACCAAGGCGCACAAUACGCGCUUGGGCCCGGGGAGCCAACACCACAGGUGCCGGCACACCUCGUGCGGCCACAGCACCAGCAGCAACAACAACCGCAGCAACAACAGCCGCAGCAACAACAGCCGCAGCAACAACAGCCGCAACAUGAGGAUUCGUGGUUGCAAGCCUACCAGCACCAAGCACGCAUGCAGCAGCUGCCCCGACCCCAUCCGCAUACCCACCAGCAACAGCAGCCGCAGCAACAGCAGCAACAACAGCAACAGCAGCAACAGCAACACCUGACGGCGCUGGCUCCACAACAGGCGGCGACCGCCGCUGCUCCGACGCACCCUAGCUACCAGCAGGAGGCUGGCCAACCAUACUCACACCAUCACCAACAACCCCACCAACAAGCACAUCAACACCAGCAGCAACACCAGCAGCACCAGCAGCAGCACCAGCAACAGACACAAGCCAUGUACCCACCGGGAGUCGUGGCUGCUGCUGCAGCAGCGGCGGCGGCGGCGGCCACGGCCGCCGUCGGCAUAGGGCCGUCCGAGGCCCGAGGGGCUGCUCGCAGCGGCGUCGCGGGACACGCUGCGGGCGGUGGGCCCAUGGGGGCGGGUGCCCUGGUUGGGGUCACAGGGGAAGGCAUGGGUGGGCCUGAGGCCGCGGAGGACGGUGGAGAUGACAAUCAACCACAGACCGGCCUCAGCGCCCUUGCUGCGGAGUUCCUCAGCACCUUUCCCGCCCAGUACAACGCAGGAGGAGAGGCGUCUCCACAGCAGCAACAGCAGCAGCAGCAGCAGCAACGACCGCCGGCGGCGCACGCGCCACCGCCGCACGCGGGGUACGGCCAGGCGGGGCUGCCGGCUGGAGGCGACGUGGGGCCGUACGGUUACCCCCUGCAGCAGCCGCAACACCCAUCGCAGCACGCCCCAGAGCACCACCCUCAGCACAUGCACCCCGGAGCUGCAGCCUCUGCAAUGCAUGUGGCGGCGGCGGCCGCAGCUGCCGCCGCGGUGGCCGGGCAGCAGCCGCACUUCUACCACUACUACCCUGGGCACCACCCGCACUACCCGCCGCAUGCCCACCACCCACACUACCAGCCGCUGCCCGCCCACCCAGCCCAGCACCCGCACCACCUGCAAGGCCCUCAACAGCCGCAGCCGCACCACAUGCCGCCGCCUCAGGCGGCGCUUGCGGCGGCGGCCGCCGCCGCGGCGGCAGCGGCGGGACACGGGCCUUACGGGCACCCGCACCCACACGGCCAUCCCCAGGGCCACCCGCAUGGGCCCCUGUCACACGGGCAGCAGCAGCAGCAGCCGCAGCCGCUUCCCCAUGCGGCCUACCAUGCACACAACCCACAUCAGCCACAGCCCUACCUGCCUCACCAGUACCACCAGCCCCAUCAGCACCCAUACGGACAGCCCGGCGCCCCGGGGCCGCCGCCACACGGCACGUACCCGCCGAGCCACCCUGGCCACCACCAACACUUGGGCCCGCAUUACCCGCCGCACCCGCACCCGUACCCGCCGCACCUGCCGGCACCCCCCGUCGGCAGCGCUGCGCAUGCUGACAUGGUUGCUGCCGCCGCUGCAGCGGCUGCAGCGGCUGCAGCUGCUGCGGCGGCGGCGACGGGUGGCAGCCGCGGAGAGGGGCAACAGGCCCAGGGGCCAGGGCGCGCCAGUCAGGCUGUACAUUAUAUGGGGACGGAGGCAGGGGGCUGGGCAGGGGCUUGAUGCCUUUCCUGCCCAGGAUGAGGGCAUGUCGGAAGGAAUCGGCAGUUUACGGGCGCCGUUCGCGCCGAAUGCCGAGCGCGUGUUGGCGAUUGGCGACAGGCAACGUGAGUGGGAACGAACGACCAUACCCAUGCGUGCAUGCAUGGACAUGCAUGGACCAGAGCGGCAUUUCAUGAAUGAUGAAGUGUACAUAUAACACAUGUCAAUUAGGCAUGAAUGGUUUGUGACCACUGAUAAUCACCUUUUGGGCGUGGGACCGAUACAGAUGACUGACGUCGCCAGGUACGGCUUCUUGGCACGCGGACGUUGCCAGGAACUUGUCACGCGACUCCCCUUCAUAGUGAUGAACGAUCAGAAACAUAUUUAUGGUGGUUAUCUGCAAGGGAUGAUGGUAGGGGCGGUUGCACUGACGAGCGAUCAGCCAUGGAACCGGCGGGGGCACGGACGAGCAUGGCACGGUUUACCGUGCCGUAUGCCGCGUGCUCAGGCGGCAUACGGCUCUCAAAGCGGCUGUUCGAAACAUGUUCACCU
Molecule: messenger RNA, 5649 nt
Organism: Chlamydomonas reinhardtii
Lineage: Eukaryota; Viridiplantae; Chlorophyta; Chlorophyceae; Chlamydomonadales; Chlamydomonadaceae
Exons: 7
Coding region: 328-5118 (1596 amino acids)
Cellular component (GO): PcG protein complex; ubiquitin ligase complex
Molecular function (GO): ubiquitin protein ligase activity; chromatin binding
Source: RefSeq, a predicted model, not a curated record